UACAACAAUAUCGGUCUUUCGACGCCUCGAGGCACUGGUACGAACGGAUAUAUCCAAACAAACAGAUCAAAUCUCAAACCCAGAGAUCCCAACCGGGACCGCGGGCUACGUCUUGCUGCGAAAGGAGAGCUGGACACGGAAGAUGAUAUCAAGAGAGACGCACGAAGGAGGGAGAUUUCGAAAGAUAUCAAGGAUCAUGAGAGUGCUCGGGAGAUUGAAGUGAAGUGUAUGGAACUUCGGGUUAUGCUCGAGGACGAAGACGUUGCCGAAGAGGAUAUCGAGAAACGAGUUGAGGAUCUGAGGAAGACUUUACUC
This is a messenger RNA of Myxozyma melibiosi, 315 nucleotides long. RefSeq lists its product as uncharacterized. The annotation marks the transcript as partial. The transcript has 2 exons. NCBI's taxonomy places the organism in Eukaryota, Fungi, Ascomycota, Lipomycetes, Lipomycetales, Lipomycetaceae. The record is from RefSeq and is a predicted model, not a curated record.